CUUAUUAUUGGACUGCACCCCCUUUUAUCCUCGGUUAGAGAGGAAGAGCUCACGGAAAAAUUUAUCCACAACUCCCAUCUUCCAAUCCUGGUUCUCCGAUUGUUGCACUAGAUCCCCUCUUACCCACUUUUGAGUUUAAUUACCAGACCGCAAAAUUACAGAAUGGCGUCUGAGAUGAGGGUGAUCGUUUCGGGCGGUAUUUCAGCGGAGCUGCACGAAAAGCGGCGUCAGGCUCUGAUUGAUCAGUUGAACCUUGCGCUUGGUGGAGCCGCAGAGUGUGCCCAAGGGGUCUGGGCCGCUCUGUGGCUCUGCUCCAUCGAGAAACUGGAAGAGUAUGUUCAGCAUAUAAAACAGAGCCCAGACAGCCUUAUAGUCACCUCGCUUCACACGACGGCUGUGGUGACGGAUAUCGUCAAGCCCUGGUUGACAAGCCGUGUCAAAAAAACUGUUGCAUCAUCUGUUCCUGGAACCCCUGUGGGUGGUGCUGCGUCCCCUGCGAGUCCAUCAAUCCCGACCACGACCUCCCCGACGACGCCCAACCCGAAGAGAAGGCGGCUGCAUCUCGACACAAAUUUCUCGUCCUCAGGCCCAAACUCCCCGAGGUCUGCCACAGCACAGCGAGCAGCUCUUGAAAGGGAUGGCGAGCGUUGCGUUAUAACGAACAGGAGGGGUUGCACGCAAAGCGCCCAUAUUUACCCUUACUCUCUUCGUGACGGCGUUGGUCCUAAAUGUGCUAGAUUUUGGGACGCGCUGUCCAUGUUUUGGCCACCCAGUACAAUUGAGGAAUGGAAAGCCGAUGUUUUCGGGGGCUCAAACACUGAAUUCUGCUCCAAUAGGAUUACUCUCUCCGCAGACGUGCAUAUAUACAGGGGAAAAGGCCUCUUCGCCUUGAAGCCUGUUUCUAUGAGCGAAGAUGAGAAGACUCUCCAGCUCGAGUUCCACUGGCUGCGUCCAGUGCAGCAAUCUUCUUCAACUGUACUCCUAAGCGAUAAACCGUCUCUUGAAGAGUCUCUGAAUGGCAUCGAUAAGGAUAUUGCUCUCUACAACUCUGAAGGACGGUUGGUUUCGUCUGGCGACAAGAUAUGGAUGAAGACAGAUGACCCACUUGAUCGUCCACUCCCAAGUGUGAAAUUACUGGCGCUACAAUGGGCGCUACAGAGGCUGGCAUCGCUUAGCGGUGCUGCAGAAGCCGUGGAUGUGUUGUUGGACAGUGAUGAUGAAGACAACGACGAUAUGGUCAGACUGUAUGAUUCCGAAGAAGAUUACUCCAAGGUCGAUGACAUGUUUGAUGACAGUGCUUCCACAAAGACGACCAAUCGACUCGCAAGUUGCGACACAGAGACCACGCCGGCCGUUCAGGGCGUUUGAGGAGGGUAGGAUGGUCCAUUCUUCGUUGAGUGGGACACGUAUUACGAUCUGGAAUGCUGCUGAUUAUUCAAUAUGUAACACUAUGGCUGACUCUUAAGAGUAAAGUAGGUAGGAUCUCGUGCCUUUCAAUAACAAAAAGGAG
Messenger RNA from Aspergillus novofumigatus IBT 16806, 1510 nucleotides. RefSeq names its product HNH endonuclease signature motif containing protein. The record is from RefSeq and is a predicted model, not a curated record. The transcript has 4 exons. The coding region runs from base 163 to 1368 and encodes 401 amino acids. NCBI's taxonomy places the organism in Eukaryota, Fungi, Ascomycota, Eurotiomycetes, Eurotiales, Aspergillaceae.